CUCUCAGCCACAUAACAACCCAACCAGAAUCCCAAAUCCCAUCUCACACUCUUCAAUUCCCCUCUCAACUCAUCGUCGCAAUGGCCACCGCCACCGCCGCCGCAACCUCCUCCUUCAUCGGAACACGCCUCGUCGACGUGCGGCCGAGUUCCGCCCGAGUCCAAGCCCGAUUCGGAUUCGGUAAGAAAAAAGCUCCAGCAAAGAAAUCGCCGCCGUCGAAAACGAUAUCCGACCGUCCGCUGUGGUUUCCAGGAGCCAAGGCGCCGGAAUGGCUGGACGGAAGCUUGGUCGGCGACUACGGAUUCGAUCCGUUCGGGCUGGGGAAACCGGCAGAGUAUUUGCAGUACGAUUUGGACUCGUUGGACCAGAACUUGGCGAAGAAUGUGGCGGGAGAUAUAAUCGGGACGAGAUUUGAGAGCGCCGACGUGAAAUCGACGCCGUUUCAGCCGUACUCGGAGGUUUUUGGAUUGCAGAGAUUCCGUGAGUGCGAGCUGAUCCAUGGAAGAUGGGCGAUGUUGGCCACACUCGGCGCUCUCGCCGUUGAAGGCCUCACUGGUAUCACUUGGCAAGACGCCGGAAAGGUGGAAUUAGUGGAAGGUUCGUCGUACCUUGGGCAGCCGCUGCCCUUCUCCCUGACCACACUGAUCUGGAUCGAGGUUCUGGUGAUCGGAUACAUCGAGUUUCAAAGGAACGCCGAGCUGGACCCGGAGAAGAGGCUGUACCCAGGAGGCAAGUUCUUCGACCCCUUGGGCUUAGCCGAGGAUCCCGAGAAGAAAGCGGUCCUACAAUUGGCGGAGAUCAAGCACGCUCGCCUAGCCAUGGUUGCCUUCCUAGGCUUUGCGGUUCAGGCUGCUGUCACUGGCAAAGGCCCCCUCAACAACUGGGCCACCCACCUCAGCGACCCACUCCACACCACCAUCAUUGACAACUUCUCCUCUUGAACUCUUCGAGUUUAUGUGUUCAUUGUUGUCUUCAAAACUUGACCGAGUUUAUGUGAUCUUGAGUUGUAAGUAAGUACGUUGUUGCUUCGAGAUUCGAUCCGAGUUUAUGCGUCGAUUGUUGUCUUACAAACUCGAUUGAGUAGUAAUGUGAUCGUGAGAUGUAACUACUUUGCUUUGAUGGUUCGUAUGUGAAAUUAUAUAUUAUUUAA
Cucurbita pepo subsp. pepo (vegetable marrow) is the source of this 1150-nucleotide messenger RNA. Its product is annotated as chlorophyll a-b binding protein CP29.1, chloroplastic. Gene Ontology annotation, biological process: photosynthesis, light harvesting. The record is from RefSeq and is a predicted model, not a curated record. NCBI's taxonomy places the organism in Eukaryota, Viridiplantae, Streptophyta, Magnoliopsida, Cucurbitales, Cucurbitaceae. Gene Ontology annotation, cellular component: membrane.